GGCAUCUGCAGACGAGGCCCCGGAGACUAAGAAAGGGCUGUCAGCCCUUGCGCAGGUCUCCCAUGACCUUGUGGCCACCUGCGUUCUGCAGCAGGAGGAAAUCCUUCACCUGCAGCAGAGAGUGGACCAGAUGCUCGCACGGCUGCAGGCGUUGGAAAAACAGCCAGCUGCUGUAGCAGCCGCAGGGCCUUCAAACCUUGCCACCCGUGUUCAAGUUUUGGAGGACGACGUCAACAAUAUCAAGCGUGUGCACCAGGACUUCAGGACGUCGCAGAAAGCAACGAACUUGCAGUUGGAGACUCAGGUCCAGGCUGCUGCCACCGUGACGCCCGCCGCCGUAUCCUCCAGGCGCCCACCCAAGCUAGAUGACAUUCCAGUCUUCUGCGAUCAUUCCAAAGCGGAACCGAUCCCGUGGUGGCGCCAGUUUACUCUCAGGCUCGACAUGCACCAUGUCCCGAACAACGAUCGACAUCAGUGCUUGUACCACCGAUCUGGUGGUGCGUGUCAAGCAUGGUUGGACAACAUCUUGACCAGCCACGGCGUAGCAGUGCCGGAACUGUACACCAAGCUCACUUGGCAGGAGUUGACUGACGCCUGGCACAAGCGAUUCCAAGUGGAGCCGCCCGACCUGCAAGCGAUGGACAAGCUCAACAAGCUCUAUCAGAACACGCUGCUCAGUCAGGACUGGAUUACCGAGUUCCAAAGACUCGCCUCCACACCUAACCUGCCGCUCGCCUUCCGCGCCAUCAAGCACUUGUUUAUCAUGCGCUCGUGUCCAGCUCUGCAAAACGCGCUGACGCAGAUUGCGGAGACACUCGACACAUCUGACAAGUUUUUCAGCACAGCGUCACGGAUCAUUCUCACGAAUAUCGAAGCCCGCAACGCCGGCCGAUCUUCCGCGACGACGAGCGGCACCCAGCCCAAGCCAAAGGUGGCUUGCAUUACUUCUACCGAGGCUGCAACACCAAACGAGGGUGAAGUGUUGGCAGCUGCCCGGGAUGGUGGCCGGCCGCGAAACAACCACGGCCGCGACAAGACGAAGACUCAGUCUACCUCUACACCGAGCACCGGAUCAGCAGCCGACGAACCUUGGGCGCAAUACGGACUCUCGGCGAAUUCCUAUCGCACGCGACUCAAUGCCUUUGGUGCAACAGCACCAUCCACGAUGCUGCACAUUGCCCCACCAAGAGGAAACCCAGUCCAGGAAAACGAAGUCGCGGUGGGGGACAUGCUUGGCUAUGUUGCCAAGGUGCCCCGCGAGUUUGUCUCGCAACGGUACGAAGAAAACAACGCACCGUUGCUCUACGUUCGCAUUCAGAUUGGGCAAGCGGCGUGCAACGCUUUGCUAGAUUGCGGCGCAACUCGCAACUUCAUCAGCCAGUCCUUCAUGACUCGGGCUGGCCUUGGCGCACAAGUACUGAGGAAGUCACAUCCGACGACGGUCGCUCUUGCCGACGGUAAGACGAAACAACCUUUAGACCGUUACAUCUCGGCUGUCCCGGUGUACUUUGCACCGCACGCAUGUGAACCCGUCACUUUUGACAUGUUGGACACCGACUUCGAUAUCAUUUUGGGGAUGCCAUGGCUUUCUAGCACGGACCAGACGGUCAAUUUCCAUCGACGCACGCUCACGAUUCGUGAUGCAACUGGCGUCGAGGUCCCGUGUACUAUUCCUCCUCCUCGCUCUUCCAUUCGGUGUCAAGUCGGAUGCAUUUAUCGCAUGUCCGAGGAGGAGCUCACGGUUCUCCGUGCGCAACUCGACGAUCUACUUGACAAGGGUUGGAUCCGCCCUAGCAGCUCACCUUACGGUGCGCCCGUUCUCUUCGUUCGGAAAAAGAACAAGGACCUUCGACUUUGCAUUGACUACCGAUGCCUCAACGCACAAACCAUCAAGAACGCGGGGCCUCUACCUCGCAUUGACGAUUUGCUUGAGCGAUUGGGCGGCGCCAAGUACUUUUCCAAGUUGGACCUCAAGUCAGGCUACCAUCAGAUUUCCAUCCGCCCGCAAGAUCGGUACAAAACCGCGUUUAAGACACGAUAUGGGCAUUUUGAGUGGGUAGUUAUGCCUUUUGGCCUCACCAAUGCCCCGGCCACCUUUCACGCGGCCAUGACCACCGAGUUUCGUGCUACGUUGGACCGCUUCGUCUUGGUCUACUUAGACGACAUCCUCGUCUAUAGCCGAACUCUAGAGGAGCAUCUCGAGCACCUUCGCUGUGUUCUAGAGACUCUUCGGUCAGCUCGGUACAAAACUAACCACGACAAAUGCGAGUUUGUCCGGCAAGAGCUUGAAUACUUGGGUCAUUUUGUCUCUCCGGAAGGCAUUCGUCCGUUGGCGGACAAGAUUCAAGCCAUCCAGGAGUGGCCCGAGCGGAAGAAUGUGACGGACGUCCGAUCCUUCMUYGGCUUGGCCGGUUAUUAUCAGCGCUUCAUCAAGGGUUACUCGAAGAUCGCGGCCAACCUAAGCAAGUUACAAAGCGAGGAGCGGCCUUUUGACUUCAACGACGACGCGCGCCAUUCUUUUGAAACACUCAAAGCGGCACUCUUGUCCGCGGAGGUGUUACAUAUUUACGACCUGCUUCUAGCUACGCGCGUCACUACCGAUGCAUCGGGCUAUGGCAUUGGGGCCGUCCUUGAGCAGCACGAUGGCACGGACUGACACCCGGUCGAGUACUUUAGCAAGA
This is a messenger RNA of Chara braunii, 2681 nucleotides long. The record is from the annotation of a GenBank genome assembly. NCBI's taxonomy places the organism in Eukaryota, Viridiplantae, Streptophyta, Charophyceae, Charales, Characeae.